UCCGAGUCCGGUGUGACCCCUGGACCAUGGGCCGGGGAUGCUUUGGGGUGAAGGGCUGCGCGUGGAGAGCGGCAGCUCGGCCCCAUCCCUUCCCGCAACCGCCCCGCAUUACCCAGCAAUACCCGCAGCUGGAGCCGUUGCGCUGCGAGGAGGGGGCGACUUCGGGACCCUCGGGAAGCUGCGGGGUCCCUUUAAGACCCCCCGCUCCAUGACGCAGCUACUUUGCAAGACGGCCGGGGCGGAGCCCGCCGUGAUAACGUGACUUUGGAACCGGCAUCGGUAACGGGAUUCGGUGGGGACCCCCUUAUCAUCUUUCGUGCUUCCAUCUCCCCUUUGCUAUGCGUAUCCUUCCUCUCCCCCCACCCCCCAAAGCGGCUCCCUGCCCCCCCUGGACUCUCCAGCUGGAGCUGAGGCCGUGCCGCUCCCCGGUGCUCCCCCGGCGCUCCUUGCCUCAGUUUCCCCCCCGUUGCAGGGUUGUCCUCCCCCCCGCCCCCUCCCUAUAGCAGCACGAGGCGAACCCUCCUUCCUCCCCCCCCCCCCUCCGGCGGAGAUCAGCGGGAUUUGCCGCUCGGGAUCCCAUAAUCCCAUCCGGUGCCUCCCACCCCCCCCUGUAGGACCGGGGCGGACAGGUGAGUGCGCGGCUCCGGGCACCGGGGGGGCAGCCCCGGCUGCAGCAUCUCUUUGCCCCCCUUGCUCCGUUCCGGCUGCAUCCAGGCACUUCCCCGCUCCGAGCGGGGCUGGUAUCAGAGGUAACAGCGGGGAAACCGGAGGAGCCGGGCAGGGAGCGGGGUGUGAGCUCGCAUUGCAUCCUUGUGCCAUGCACGAGGGAUGGGAGCUGAGCAUUUGGGAUAUUGAGGCACGGGCAAUGACCUGGCCCAUCCUGCAGCCCCGUGUGGGUGAACCCAUCUCCUGCAUCCAAAGGGGCUCCUCGGAGCUCCUGCCUGUUUUGCUGGUUUUGCUUUGCGAAAGAACGGGAUUUGGAGGCUUGGGAUGGGAAAAGCGCUUUGUUGGCUGAGUUCCGGAGCCGACUCCUCCCGGCACCGCGGGGUUGUGCUUGUGCCCAACCCAGCCCUGCUUGGCAGGGGGAUGGAGGCAGUGACUCAGGGCUAUGGGGUGGUUCUCAUCCCGCAGCACAACACGAUGGCUGUGGGGACGCAGUUGCGGCUGUUGCUCUGGAAGAACCUCGCCUACCGCCGGCGGCAGCGGGUGCAGUUGGCCAUCGAGCUGCUGUGGCCGCUCUUCCUCUUCCUCGUGCUGGUGGCAGUGAGGAGCUCCCACCCGCCCUUCCAGCAGCACCAGUGCCAUUUCCCCAACAAGGCCCUGCCGUCAGCCGGGACGCUGCCUUGGCUGCAGGGUAUCCUCUGCAACGUGCACAACCCCUGCUUCCAGCAGCCCACCCCUGGAGAGACCCCCGGCACAGUGGGCAACUUCGGAGGCUCUAUCCUGUCCCGCCUGCUGGCUGAUGUCCGCCAGGCCCUGCGCCGUGCUGAUGGAUGGCAGCUCCUGCACCACCUCGCCCAGCUCCUGCCUGCACUGCGGGGCCGCACCCUGCCCAUCUCAUCCCGGCUGCUGCAGGAUGAUGCUCUCACACGCCUUCUCAACAGCAACACCUCACUGCUGCCUGUGCUGCACCAGGCAAUGCUGGAGGGGCUCAGCUCACCUGAUGAGUGGAUGAGCUCAGGGAUGGAUAAUGCCCUGGCAUCCCUGGGCCCCUUCCUGCAGAGCGCUGAGUCCCUGCUGCAGGAGCUCUCCACCAUGGGCACAGUGGCUGAGCUGCAGCGUGAGGUCGCAGUGCUGACAGCCCCCGGUUCCUCCGCUGUGGGCACCUUUGAGGCUGUAUCACGCAUCGCCUGUGGGCACCCCGAGGGUGGGGGGCUGCAGGUGCCCUCCCUCAACUGGUAUGAGGACAGCGAUGUUGGGGCCUUCAUGCACCGCAACGACUCCAGGAGCAGCACGGAGACCCCCGACAACCACACCAGUCCUUUCUGCCUGGAGCUGCUCCGCAGCCUGGAGGCUGCCCCAUUCUCACAGCUCAUCUGGCGUGGCAUCAAACCACUCUUCGUGGGCAAGAUCCUGUACACACCACCCAGUCCUGCCACCGACCGCGUCAUGGCCGAGGUGAACCACACCUUCCAAGAGCUGGCAGCACUGUGGGACACGGCUGCUGCUGCAUUGGAGCUGGGAGCCCACAUCCGUGCCGUUCUCAAUGGCAGCCAGGAGCUGCGGGUGCUGCGGGAGCUGCUGCUGGCACCGGGCACAGUCCCACUCAUGGACAGGCUCCUCAAUGGCACCUCGCAGUCAGUGCUGGCCCAGUUGCUGGUUGGGUCAGCAGGGCUCAGCUGGCAGCAGGCACUGGAUGAAGCAGAGCGGGCACUGGGUGUGCUGUCACAGCUCCUGGGGUGCAUCCGGCUGGAUAAGAUUGAAGCAGUGGGCAGCGAGGAGCAGCUGGUGGCUCGUGCCAUGGAGCUGCUGGAGGAAAGGCAGUUCUGGGCUGCCGUGGUCUUCCAGCCCCCUCUGAACACCACGUCCACUGUGCUGCCCCCCCAUGUGCACUACAAGAUCCGCAUGGACAUCGACGAUGUCACAAGGACCAACAAGAUCAAGGACAGGUUUUGGGACCCAGGCCCUGCAGCUGACCCAUUCAGCGACCUGCGCUACAUAUGGGGUGGCUUUAUCUACGUGCAGGACCUGGUGGAACAGGCGGUGGUGAGGGUGCAGACAGGGGCUGCCCCACGGGUGGGGGUCUACCUGCAGCAGAUGCCGUACCCCUGUUACGUGGAUGAUGUGUUCCUGCGGGUUCUGAACCGCUCGCUGCCGCUCUUCAUGACGCUGGCGUGGAUCUACUCGGUGGCCAUGAUCAUCAAGGGGGUGGUGCAUGAGAAGGAGGCGCGUCUCAAGGAGACCAUGCGGAGCAUGGGGCUGAGCAGCGGGAUGCUCUGGCUCAGCUGGUUCCUCAGCAGCUUCAUCCCCUUCCUCCUCAGCUCCGCUCUCCUCGUCCUCAUCCUUAAGCUGGGAGACAUCCUGCCCUACAGCAACCCAGCCGUCAUCUUCCUCUUCCUCGGCACCUUCUCAGUGGCCACCAUCUGUCAGUGCUUCCUCAUCAGCACCUUCUUCCCCCGUGCCAACCUGGCCUCAGCGUGCGGUGGCAUCCUUUACUUCUCUCUCUACCUGCCCUAUGUGCUGUGUGUGGCGUGGCGUGACCACGUCACCUUCCUGCUCCGAGUCCUCGUGAGCCUGCUGUCCCCAGUGGCCUUUGGCUUUGGUUGUGAGUACUUCUCACUGUAUGAGGAGCAGGGGGUGGGCAUGCAGUGGCACAACCUGGGCACCAGCCCUGUGCCGGGAGACCCCUACAGCUUCGCCUUGGCCAUGGGGCUGCUGCUGCUGGAUGCCGUCCUCUAUGGGCUGGCAGCCUGGUACAUUGAGGGUGUCCUCCCAGGUCAGUACGGUGUCCCCAAGCCCUGGAAUUUUCCCUUCCUGAAGAGCUACUGGUUUGGAGAGCCGCCCUCAGCCGGAUACCCCCCGUACCCCAGCAGUUCUCUCACUGCACCCCAAGUGCUGGUGGAGGAGCCGCCUGCCCAGCUACAGCCCGGAGUCUCCAUCCGCAACCUGGUGAAGGUUUACCGCAGCGGCAGCCAUGUGGCCGUCGAUGGGUUGAGCCUGGACUUCUACGAGGGGCAAAUCACCUCCUUCCUGGGCCACAAUGGGGCCGGCAAGACCACCACCAUGUCCAUCCUGACCGGGCUGCUGCCCCCCACCUCCGGCACUGCCUAUAUCCUGGGCUGGGAUAUCCGCUCCGAUAUCGACAGCAUCCGGAGGUCCAUGGGGAUGUGCCCGCAGCACAACGUGCUCUUUGACAUCCUGACGGUGGAGGAGCACAUCUGGUUCUAUGGGAGGUUAAAGGGGCUGGCGGAGGAGCAAGUGCAAGCAGAGAUGGAGCAGCUACUCCAGGACACGGGGCUGCCCCACAAGCGCCAGGAGCAGACCAGGAACCUGUCGGGCGGCAUGCAGAGGAAGCUCUCCGUGGCCAUUGCUUUUGUGGGCGGCUCCAAGGUGGUGGUCCUGGAUGAGCCCACAGCCGGUGUUGACCCCUACUCACGCCGUAGCAUCUGGGAGCUGCUGCUCAAGUACCGCAAAGGGCGCACCAUCAUCCUCUCCACGCACUACAUGGACGAGGCGGAGCUGCUGGGGGACCGCAUCGCCAUCAUCUCGCAGGGCCGGCUCCGCUGUUGCGGGUCUCCUCUCUUCCUCAAAUCCAGGCUGGGCACGGGCUACUACCUCACCUUGGUCAAACGGGAACUCACAGAGCUGGGCUCCAUCAAAAAGGUUCCUUCCCCUCCCGACUCUCCAUACCCAGAGCCCCUCAUUGGAUCCCACCCACCCACCCUUUGCUUCCCUUUCCCGCAGGACGGCGGCACCUCCGAGGGCGGCGAGCGGGACAGCGAGGGCAGCACCGCGGAUGUGCCGCAGCUGUCGGCACUGCUGCAGCAGCACGUCCCCGGCUCCCGGCUGGUGGAGGACAUCGGGCGCGAGGUGCUUUUCGUGCUGCCCUACAGUGGGGCCAAGGAUGGAGCUUUUGGGGAGCUGUUCCGGGAGCUGGAUGCGCGACUGGGUGAGCUGGGCAUCUCUGGAUACGGCAUCUCGGACACCACGCUGGAGGAGAUCUUUCUGAAAGUGGCUGAGGACAGCGGGGUGGAUGGUGGCAGGACAGGCAGCAGCAGCAGCAGAACAGCUCCGCUGGGGAGAGGAGCGGUCCCCAAUAAGGAGGGGGACACAGGAGCAGCUGCAGAGGAGCCGGCCCAAGGAGCCCGCAGAGCAGAGGAUCCGCAGGAGACGGACCUGCUGAGUGGAGCAUCCGAGGGCAACCGGUGUGUGCAGGGCUGGGCGCUCACCCGGCAGCAGCUCCGUGCGCUCUUCACCAAGCGGCUGCUCCACGCCCGGCGCAGCACGAGGGGCUUCUUUGCACAGAUCGUCCUGCCCGCUGUCUUCGUCUGCGUUGCGCUGCUCUUCAGCCUCAUCGUGCCGCCCAUCGGGAGGUACCCAGCGCUGCGUUUGGAUCCCGGGAUGUACGGCCAUCAAUUCACCUUCUUCAGCAAUGAUGCUCCGGGGGAUGCAGACACGUCCCGUUUGUUGGCAGCGCUCCUGGACGAGCCGGGCUUCGGCACCGCCUGCAUGAAGGACACGGCGGAGGGGACGGGGCCGUGCCCACCUGCGUCCCACCCCGACGGCUUCAGGCAGCCCCCAACCCCCCCGGCCGUGCUGGAAGCGCUGCAGCGUUGGAACUGGACACCAGCUGAGCCGUCCCCGUCUUGCCAGUGCAGCGGGCCGGGGACGCGCAGGAUGCUGCCCGAGUGCCCCACGGCCGCCGGGGGGCUCCCACCACCCCAGGUGCAAAGGGGAACGGGGGACAUCCUGCUGAACCUGACAGGCAGGAACAUCUCUGAUUACCUGGUGAAAACCUACCCCCAGCUCAUUCGCCAGGGGCUCAAAACCAAGAAGUGGGUGAAUGAGCAGAGGUAUGGUGGCUUCUCCCUGGGUGCUGGUGGCUCGCAGCUCCUGCCAUCAGCAGAGGAGGUGGGCAGUGCAGUGCAGGAGCUGAGAGAGCUCUUCAACGUCACCCAGGGCAGCCCCAUGGAUCGGCUCCUGGGCAACCUGAGCCACUUCUUUGAGGGCUUGGAUGCACACAGGAACAUCAAGGUGUGGUUCAACAACAAGGGCUGGCACGCCAUGGUCGCCUUCCUCAACGUGGCCAGCAAUGGGCUGCUGAGGGCACAGCUGCCUGCGGGAUCUGACCCUACACUCUAUGGCAUCACAGCCAUCAACCACCCCCUGAACCUCACCAAGGAGCAGCUCUCAGAGGCUGCGCUGAUGGCCACAUCGGUGGACGUGCUGGUCUCCAUCUGUGUGAUCUUCGCCAUGUCCUUCGUCCCGGCCAGCUUUGUGCUCUUCCUCAUUGAGGAGCGGGUCAGCAAGGCCAAGCAUCUGCAAUUCAUCAGCGGGAUGAAGCCUGUCACAUACUGGCUGGGCAACUUUGCUUGGGACAUGUGCAACUACCUGGUCCCUGCAUUGCUGGUUGUCCUCAUCUUCCUCUGCUUCCAGCAGAAGUCCUAUGUGUCCUCAGCCAACCUGCCUGCCCUGGUGCUGCUGCUGCUGCUCUAUGGGUGGUCCAUCACCCCCCUGAUGUACCCGGCCUCCUUCCUCUUCAGCAUCCCCAGCACAGCCUACGUGGCCCUGACAUGUGUCAACCUUUUCAUUGGCAUCAAUGGCAGCGUGGCCACCUUCGUGCUGGAGCUCUUUGAGGACCAAAAGCUCAACAACAUCAACCGCAUCCUGAAGAAAGUCUUCCUCAUCUUCCCCCACUUCUGCCUGGGCCGAGGCCUCAUCGACAUGGUGAAGAACCAGGCGAUGGCCGAUGCCUUUGAGAGGUUCGGAGACAAGCGCUUCGUGUCCCCGCUGUCCUGGGACUUAGCAGGGAAGAACAUGUUUGCCAUGGCCAUCGAGGGCGUCAUCUUCUUCCUCUUCACUUUACUGCUGCAGUAUCGCUUCUUCCUGAGGCUCCGCCCACGUGCUCUGCAGCUGCCCUCGCUGGGGGAUGAGGAUGAGGACGUAGCCCGGGAGCGGGUGCGUGUGGGCAGUACAGCACGGCGCAGUGCCGUCCUGCUGCUGAAGGACCUGACCAAGGUGUACAGGUACCGGCGUACUCCAGCAGUGGAUCGGCUGUGCCUGGCUGUCCCACCUGGUGAGUGCUUCGGGCUCCUGGGGGUGAAUGGUGCUGGGAAGACAUCCACCUUCAAGAUGCUGACGGGGGACACAGAAGUGACGCUGGGGGAGGCCUGGCUGAAGGGACACAGCGUGCUCACCGACCUGCAGGCUGUCCAUCAGAACAUGGGCUACUGCCCACAGUUCGAUGCCAUCACCGAGCUGCUGACGGGGAGGGAACAUCUGCAGUUCUACAGCCGUCUGCGUGGGGUGCCAGAGGAGGAGACCCCCAGGGUGGCUCAAUGGGGCAUUGCCAAGCUGGGUUUGGGACCACAUGCAGACCGCCUGGCAGGCACCUACAGUGGGGGCAACAAGCGCAAGCUGUCCACAGCCAUAGCCCUGCUCGGCAGCCCCCCCAUCAUCUUCCUGGAUGAGCCCACAACGGGGAUGGACCCAGGUGCCCGACGUUUCCUAUGGGACUGCAUCCUCAGCCUGGUCAGGGAGGGUCGCUCCGUGCUGCUCACAUCGCACAGCAUGGAGGAGUGCGAGGCGCUGUGCACCAGGAUGGCCAUCAUGGUCAACGGCCGAUUCCGCUGCCUGGGCAGCGUUCAGCACCUCAAGAACCGGUUUGGGGAUGGGUACACGGUGGUGGUGCGGGCUGCGGGGCCCGGCCCUGCUUUGUGUACAGUGCAGCAGCUGAUGCAGCGCAGCUUCCCCGGCAUCGCGCUGCAGGAGCAGCACGGCAGCACGCUGCAGUACCGCCUGCCUUCCAAUGCCUGCUCCUUGGCUCAAGUGUUCGGAGUGUUGGCAGCGCACUGCGGGCACGGCCACAUCCAGGAUUACUCUGUGUCACAGACCACCCUAGACCAGGUCUUUGUGCACUUUGCCAGGGAGCAGAACGACGGGGACCAGGUACAGGACAUGGGAUCAGGGCAGGAUGCAACAGCAGGGCAGGAUAUGGCCCCAGUGGUCGGGAGGACGCCGUUACCGUUCCUGGAGGACGACAGCUAUAGGGAGAGCGUGGUCUGAGUGUGGCUGAAAGCCCCCUGGACCCCCCCCACCAGCCCCAGCCCUGCUCCCGGCUGGUUCACAGCCACUGGUCCCGGUCUGCCGCUGGCCUGGAGCCCGGCUGCAGCACGCUGCUGGUUUGGGGUCACGAUGUCCCGGCUCGGAACCGCAGGGGAAGGCUGGUCCGCUCCCUACAGCGGGGCUGAGUGUCGGGCUGUGCUGCUCGCUCUGAACGCGAUAAUAAAGCGCUGCAGUGCCGCGGGCGGAG
Messenger RNA from Coturnix japonica (Japanese quail), 7972 nucleotides. The record is from RefSeq and is a predicted model, not a curated record. Lineage: Eukaryota; Metazoa; Chordata; Aves; Galliformes; Phasianidae.